AUGAGAGUCAGUACUUUAAAAUAUGUUCUUUUUUCAAUUAUUAUUUGUUCUUUUGAAUAUGGGAAAAAUGAAUUAUACUAUGUAAAUGAAAGAACCAUCUGUUUUGAAAGGAAUAUAAUAAAUUUUAGUAAUAAUAGGAUAUUAGCAGAUGGAGAUAGCCAAUUUAAUUUACAUGAAUUUUAUGAAUCAACUUCGAGUGUUGAAAAUCAAGUUAAUGACCACGAUAAUGAUGACGAAAAAAAUAUAUCUAUUCGAAAUACUGUAGAUUCACAUGUAAAGAAGAAUAAAAAAAGUAAGAAAUCACUUUAUUCAAAAAAUGUAGAUAAAAAAAGGAAAAAGUUAAUUCAUGGACAUCACAAAGAAAUAGAAGAAAUAGAAGAAAUAGAAGAAACAGAAAAAGAGAUUGAUAAUACAAAUAACAAUAAAUUAGCAAUAGUACCGAUAGAAAAUAAUUCUGUAUCAGAAGAAGAAGACUUUGAAGAAUUGGAAAAUGAAGGAAAUGUCGUAGUGAGUGAGCAUUAUGAGAUCAAUUCAAGUAUCGAAGACGAAUUAAAUGAUAAACUAGAGUUAAAAAAAAUGGUCAACGGAUUAAUUACGAAGGUGGUGUUUUUGAAUAUGCUUGUUUUUGCGUUAUCGGUAAACGAAUGGAUUGAAAUUGGACUUAUUAUUAUGAGUGUAGCCCUUUCAUUUGAAAUAUUUUAUAGAUUUUAUCAAUACCUUAAAUUACGUUUUAAAGUAUAUAAAAGAUCCCUCAAAAAAAAAGAAUCCCCCAAAAAAAAAACAUCAAAUGAAUAA
This is a messenger RNA of Plasmodium yoelii, 795 nucleotides long. RefSeq names its product fam-b protein. Bases 1 to 795 code for a protein of 264 amino acids. The record is from RefSeq and is a predicted model, not a curated record. Lineage: Eukaryota; Apicomplexa; Aconoidasida; Haemosporida; Plasmodiidae. The transcript has 2 exons.